Fusarium venenatum is the source of this 1014-nucleotide messenger RNA. RefSeq lists its product as uncharacterized. NCBI's taxonomy places the organism in Eukaryota, Fungi, Ascomycota, Sordariomycetes, Hypocreales, Nectriaceae. The record is from RefSeq and is a predicted model, not a curated record.
AUGUUAAAGUCAUUAGUUACUCUUUGCUUCGUUCCAGUUUUGGGGCUGGCGCACUCUCUCCCAGCCAAGACAAUCGGACAAUUAUCCCUUGGUACUUGGCUUGAGAAUAUUGCUGUCCGCUCCAAUGGCGACUUGUUGGCUACAGAACUCUGGCCCACAGCCAGUGUUUACACUGUCAUUGAUCCAUCAUCCUGCCGUGGAGGACUAGAAGAACUGGUCACGAUUCCAUCGAUCCAAGGCAUCCUGGGUAUCACCGAGCUACCUCCGAUUCCUGGCAAGCCAGAGACAUUUAUCUUUGUCGGCAGUAACGCAACGGGACUUAGUCAGUUAAUCCCAGGUACAUUCAAAGCUUUUGCCCUGGAGUUUCACCAUAAAAAGAACCAAGCCAAGGUCAAGGUCAAGAAGAUCAGCGAUAUGACAGAGACAAGCACUUUCCUCAAUGGCGUAGAGGCAAUUCCGGGAGCCCCCAAUGCAGUGCUUGUCUCUGAUUCAGUGAAAGGUUUCGUUGGUCGUCUCGAUAUAUCGACAGGUAUCUUUGAUGACGCCGCCUUUACGUUCGACGAGAUGGCUCCAAUCGCUGCCAACGCCUUUGGCAUCAACGGAAUCAAGAUCCGCCAUAACUACCUCUACUUUUCCAACUCCAACGCCGUCAAAAUCUACCGAACGGCCAUCACAGGAGCUGGAUUUCCAGUCAAGGGGUCCAAGCCACAACUUGUUGCCGACUUAUCCAAGCUUGUGGGCUUCCUCGACGACUUUGCAUUUGACUCGCAAGGGAACAUUUACGCGGCGAGUAACUCGGAUAACUCUAUUGUAUUCGUGGAUGCUAAGUCUGGAAAGUCGCGAAUCGUGGUUGGUGGUGUCAACGAGAUGACAGUUGCUGGCUCAACUGCUGUGGCAUUUGGCCGUACAAAGAAAGAUAGGGAUACUUUCUACGUGUCAACUGGCGGUGGACUGUUCAAACCCGUUGGCGGAACGAAGACAGAAGGAGCCAAAGUCGUCGCUGCGAAGGUUUAG